Messenger RNA from Pristis pectinata (smalltooth sawfish), 2868 nucleotides. Its product is annotated as lysophosphatidic acid receptor 5-like. Gene Ontology annotation, molecular function: G protein-coupled receptor activity. The record is from RefSeq and is a predicted model, not a curated record. NCBI's taxonomy places the organism in Eukaryota, Metazoa, Chordata, Chondrichthyes, Rhinopristiformes, Pristidae. Gene Ontology annotation, biological process: G protein-coupled receptor signaling pathway; behavioral response to pain. Gene Ontology annotation, cellular component: membrane. The coding region runs from base 233 to 1408 and encodes 391 amino acids. The transcript is spliced from 3 exons.
GGAGGCCUGUUUUUCCGGGAUAAUCCUGCCAGGGAAGGUUUCAGCUGCCGUUCGUUGUACCUCGCCGAAGAUGUAAACUUGGCCACGUUGGCGUUUCGCUGAGCAGCCCUCGUCAGAGAGAGACAGAGAGAGGAAAGGAUCGAGAGAGAGCUCCAUCAGAAAUCCUCCGCCUCCUCAGUCUGACUGAUGUUCCACUCCAGGUGAAAGGGGACGGCGAUCCUGGCAACGAAAGAUGCAGGCCGACCCGGGAUCCUUUUCCAGACCGCCCGAAUGCCCCGCUGUAAAUGAGUCGAGUCUGCCCAGCUGCAGGGAUCAUGAUGAGAUCCACCGCCUCCAGCUGGCCUGGCAUGGGCUGGUGCUGAGCGUCGGCUUCCCGCUCAACGCUGUGGCCAUCUGGGUCUUCGUCCGCCUGCUGCGGCUGCGGACGGUGGUGACGGUGUACCUGGCCAACCUGGCCGUCUGCGACCUCCUCUUCACCCUGACCUUGCCCCUGAGGAUCUUCUACUUCGCCACGGACCUCUGGCCGCUGGGCAACGUGCUGUGCCAGGUGGCAGGCUCCCUCUUCCAGCUUAACAUGUACGGCAGCUGCCUGUUUCUGGCGGCCGUCAACGUCGACCGCUACCUGGCGCUGGUCCACCCGCUGCGCUCCCGCCCCUUUCGCCGGCGCCAGGUGGCCUGGCGGGUGUGCGGGGUGGUCUGGGCGCUCAUCCUGCUGGGAUCCAUCCCCAUGGCACUCGCCCACGACACCAGCAGCUGCGAAGGCAUCAAUGCGAGCGUGGAGGUGCGCUGCUUUGAGAGCUUCUCCAACCGCGACUGGAAGACGGAGCUGCUGCCGCUCGUUGUGUUGGCCGAAGUGCUGGGUUUCCUGCUGCCUCUAUCCACCGUCCUCUACUGCUCCGUGCGCAUAUUGCGGGUGCUGGGGCACGGCGGGAGCAGAGCGGCAGAAGGAGAGGCGGACAGACGGCGGAAGAAAGUCCGCCUCCUCCUGCUGGCCAACGCCGGGAUCUUCAUCCUCUGCUUCCUGCCCUACAACCUGCUCCUGGCGAGCUACGCCGGCCUGAGGGUCGAGAACUCCCAGUCCGACGAGUCGGUGAGGGUCCAGCUCCGCUUCGCCCUCCAGAUCGCCAUGCUCCUGUCCAGCUCCAACUGCUGCCUGGACCCCCUCGUCUACUACUUCAGCACCGAGGGCUUCCGCGCCACAUUCCGGGCCAGGGUCAUCCCACCAGAUGGUUCCGUCGGCGCGAGCCGGGGGCGCUGGACGCUCCUGCUGACCUCCAGGAAGAAGAAGAGGCGCGGCACCAGGGCUUCAGAUCCCGGGUCGCCCCCUGCGGAGGGGGAGCUUGUGGAGAGGCGGGAGAGGGAGGGGAACGGUGAGGUGUGGGAGAGGAAGGGGGAGGAGUGCUUGUAGGAGGGGGGCUGACCAAAUCCCCGUUUGAACACCUUCAGAGCAGAACACUUACCGUUCAAUCCUACUCUCCCGAUCGACCCCCACCCCUUCCAGUUCAUCCCCACUCUCCACAAUCCAGUGGAACCCAGCUCUUCCCAUUCAUUCCUACCGUCUGCACUCCCAAUGGGACCACCACUCCUUGCCAUUCAUUCCCACUCUCCACACUUCCAAUGGGCCCCAGUUCUUUCCAUUAUUUCUCACCGUCUGCACUCCCAUUGGACCCCACCCCUUCCCAUUCACUCGUUGUCCACACUCCAAUGGGACCCCCGCCCCUUCCCAUUCACUGCCGCUGUCCCAAUGAGACCCCCGCCCCUUCCCAUUCACCCCCACCGCCCGCACCACCUAAUGGACCCCAUCCCUUGCCAUUCACUCCCAACCAUCCCAACGAACACUGUGGUGACUGACAAACAGUCACACAGAAACUGAAACCGGUAGCUAUAAAAGAGCUUUAUUUACCUGGACAAGCACGGAUACUUGAGAUCUCAGUAGAGACUUGCUGAUCUCAAGGUGCAUGAAAUAUUUAUGCCCUUACGAACAAAGGCAACAGCUUGAGAGUCAACACAAUUUCCAAUGUCUGCAACGACAUCGAUUACUUUAAUAUUUUCAGCUGAAAAUGGUUGCACUGAGCUGAGAGAGUGUCAGCUGCAAGGAAAUGUUAGACAGACUGGUUUGUUUCCCCCGGAGCGUCGGAGGCUGAGGGGAGACCUGAGAGAAGUUUCUAAAAUUACGAAAGGUGUAGGUAGGGCAGACAGAAUCUUACCCCUAGGGUAGAAAUAUCAAGUAACAGUCAAAAUCCAGGCGAGUGUGAGGUGUUGCAGUUCGGGAGGUCAAAUGUAAGGGGAAAGAGUGGUAGGACCCUCAGGCACACUGACGUAGAGAGGGGGUGCAAGCCCAAAGUGGCAACUUAAAUCUAUCGGGUGGCAAAGAAUGAAUAUGGCACGCUUGCCUUCAUUGCUGGUGGCGUCGAGUAUAAGAUUCAGGAAGUCAUGAUGGAGUCACGCUGCAUCUGUUGUGUGAGGGAUAGAUAUAGACAGCCGGUCUCUUUUCCCCGCGGUAGAAAUGUCAAAUCUGAGAAGGCGUUGCAUUCGUUUAGAGCCGGGAGAGUCCAAAGGAAAUGUGCGAGGCGUUCUUGUUUUACAGAGAGGGUUGAGGGUCCGUGCAGUGGGGUUGCCAGGCGCAGUGGGGGAAGCAGAAGUGAUAGAGAUGUUUAGGAGUCUGUUAGAUGGGCCCAUGAAUAUGCUGAGAAUGGAGAGAUGUGGACUACGUGCGAGAGAAGGCAUUAGAUGUCCUUAGCUUAAUGAGCCCAGCACAACGUCGUGGCCCGAAAGGCCCGUUCCUGUGCUGCAAUGUUUCAUGUCCUGUGGCACUUACAAUCUGUAUAUUUUUUCUAUAACAACAAUAAACUUGAAACUUGGACCAGA